AUGUUCUUUUUUAUUUCUAGCUCACAAGAUGCAUACAAUGCAUCUGACAAUUCUUCAAUUUCAUUAACGCCUACUUUUUCACCUGUUACACUAUCUACUAGUCUAUCAUCAUUUAAUGCUCGUGUAGUUGAUGUCAGUAUGGCAUUGUCAUCAAAACUUCAACUUGCUUAUUAUAUUGCUAUUGCAUUGACUGGUCUUGUUGGUAAUACAACAACAAUUAUUGUAUUUUCACAAAGACGUUUACGAUCAUUACGUUCAUCAUUUUUUCUUACUUGUCUUGCAAUAACUGAUCUUAUAUUUAUACUUAUACUUGUUGUAGCAUUACUUGAUGAAUUUAAUGCACCUGUUAUGACAAUACCUGUUUGUAUGAUAACAAUUUAUUUAAGUCAUAUAGCAUCAUUUUUAUCAUCAAAUUUUACAUUGGCUUAUACAAGUCAUCGUCUUAUAGCUGUAUUUUUUCCAAUUAAAGCAACAGAUUUUUUAAAACAACGUACAAAUCGUAUAUUAGCAUUUGCAUUAUUAAUAUUUGCAUGUUCAUUUUAUUCAUUAUCAUUUCCUGUAACAGCAACUAAAUUUCGUUCAAAUACAACAAGUAUUGUUUUAUGUGAAGAAGAUAAAGACAAACCAUUAUUAUUUCCAUUUCUUAUUUUGGAUACAUUAUUUACAUUUAUUAUACCAUUUUCAUGUAUAACAUGUAUGAAUUUAGCUAUUGUUUAUAAACUUCAUACAAAAUUUACUAUUGCACAAAGAUUACCUGGCUCAACUGUAUCAACUCCAUGUAUUACACCAUCAGCAAAAUCAUCUAUUCAUUCAUCAAGACAAUCAGUUACUGAAGGUAUUCCAUUACCUCAAUUAAAUUUAAGUAAUCUUGGUAUUAAUAUAAGCACUAAUAAUAUAUCAAAUAAUCAUAACGAAGUGAACAAUCAUCUUUUACAACAACAACAACAACAACUACCAACACAACAAGAUCAUUCACAUUUAUGUGUUCAACCAAUACAACGACAUAAAGUACCAAGACGUAAUCAUUCUUUACCAUGUACACCAUCAUUACGACAUAUUCCAAUGCAUGAUAUAAAUACAUCGAUUCGUAUUCGUUCGAAUCAAUGUCGAACAACAGCAUCAGCUAAAACAACUAAAAUGCUUUUAGCAGCAUCGACUGUAUUUCUUGUUUUUAAUUUACCGUAUCAUUUAUUAUUAUUCUGGUUUUUAUGUACACAAAAACAGCCGGCAUGGAUGCUUCGUGCUGUUAAUAUUGCUCGUCUUUGGUUUUUUGCAUCGUUUUGUGUUAAUUUUUUUGUUUAUGCUAUAUGUGGUCAACGAUUUCGUAGUGAAGUUGUUCGUUUAUUUAGUUGUACAUUUCUUCGACGAUAUUUUUCAUUACGUGAUCAAAAACCAUUACAAGAUCGUCAAAAUAGCAUGUAUUUAAGUCAUCGUUUAUUACCAAAUUCAUCAACACGUCUAUCACAUUCAAACUAA
Messenger RNA from Adineta steineri, 1476 nucleotides. Lineage: Eukaryota; Metazoa; Rotifera; Eurotatoria; Adinetida; Adinetidae. The record is from the annotation of a GenBank genome assembly.